Kluyveromyces lactis is the source of this 918-nucleotide messenger RNA. It is a transcript of the gene GEP5, whose product is annotated as Gep5p. The record is from RefSeq and is a predicted model, not a curated record. NCBI's taxonomy places the organism in Eukaryota, Fungi, Ascomycota, Saccharomycetes, Saccharomycetales, Saccharomycetaceae. The transcript has a single exon. Bases 1 to 918 code for a protein of 305 amino acids.
AUGAAGGCUAGUCUUCUGAGAACUUCGAAAUUAUACAAGGGUCUUCAUUCAAUAACUAAAGACGCCAUUUCGAAGGUGGACACUUUCCCCAAGAAUAAGCAACAUGAAACGCUACAUCGGUUAAACUCUUUCAAUGAGAAUCCAACACGCAAGACCUUGGAGAAAUUAGUCUAUUCUGUUCAUUUCCAUUUGUUGAACGAUCCUCCUAAACACGUAGACAUAUUGAGACAAUACCCUAAUGAGUUGGCAAAAUUUUGGCCCUAUGAAAUGCAGCACUCGAUUUUAGAAAUGGAUGACCCAAAUCUAACAUCUCAAACGAUUUUAUGGUCUCGUAACAAUAAGGAUGCUUUGGAUUUCUUGAGCUUCAAUCGUCAUAAGUGGCUGCGGCCGAAAAACUGGCAGACUCCGAAUGAGGAACUUAUAAAAGAUAUCACAGGAAUUGACGGUCUUCAAUCAACUCAAAUUACAGAAGUAUUAAGACUCCCUGCAGAAAAGAUAAAGGAGACACUACGGCAAAUUUUCGAGCAUUACUAUUUCUUGAAGACAAAUCCGAAACUAUGCGCUACAAAAAAACUCCAGGCACCAAUCGUUGAGAUCGGAAUGAAACCUGAUGGUUUCGAUAUAGCCGACAUCAGGAUCGAUAACUUGUUUAAGAAAAAGGUCAAGCUAAUUAGUGACCUGCUCUACUCGCAAAAUCCGGUGCUGACUUCAGAUGCAGAGUCUAUAUUAACGUCAAUAGUUAACGACCCAGAUCUCAAUAGGCGAACGAAAAGAUUGUAUAAAAAUGUUGCCAGCAGAUCUUACCUUUUCAAAGAUGGGAAGUUCGAAAUAAGUGAACUUGCUAGAGGCGGAUUUGUCCUGUCGAAGGAAAAUUUGAGCGAGAACUUAGCUGCUGCCCUUGAGGAAGAACAUAAUUGA